Molecule: messenger RNA, 5115 nt
Organism: Phalaenopsis equestris
Lineage: Eukaryota; Viridiplantae; Streptophyta; Magnoliopsida; Asparagales; Orchidaceae
Product: CHD3-type chromatin-remodeling factor PICKLE-like
Exons: 33
Coding region: 279-4871 (1530 amino acids)
Biological process (GO): negative regulation of transcription by RNA polymerase II; chromatin remodeling
Cellular component (GO): chromatin; nucleus
Molecular function (GO): histone binding; ATP hydrolysis activity; ATP binding
Source: RefSeq, a predicted model, not a curated record
ACCUCUAUGUUAGAUCACUUUCCUUUACGGGGGGAACGGAGCAUCUCUAAUUCUUCACCGUGAAGGCUUCUGUUUUCCCCAACGCCGCGACGGUUGAACGGCAGCGAUCGCCGGGGCUACGGAGCUUACUGCUCCCAAAUAAUAGUCUUCAGAGAUAUCAGCUCAACUCACUUUCACUCUCAUUUCUCUGGCGCCCGCUAGGUUUCAAUUUGGAGUCUGUAGGCUCACUUUCUGUUUCUGGGCUUUAGCCCUAGCUUACGUGUAGAUCUUACUGAAGGAUGAGUAGCUUGGUGGAGAGGCUUCGAAUUCGAUCGGACAAGAGGCCUUUCUACAGCGACGGGGGUUCAGACGAUGAUGAUUUCAUUUAUUCGAAGAAGAAGUCUACAACUGAGCUAGACCAGAAGCCGACCGAGCGAAUUGUGAGAGAAGAUGCGAAGGAAGGUGCGUGCCAAGCAUGUGGAGAAAAUGGAAGCCUUCUUUGUUGUAGAACUUGCACAUAUUCAUUCCAUCAAAAGUGCUUAAUUUAUCCUAUGAAAGCUUCAGCUACUGAGAAUUGGACAUGUCCUGAAUGUGUAAAUCCCCUCAAUGAGAUUGAUAAGAUGUUAGACUGUGAAACACGAGCAACUGCAGUAGAUGGAGUUGAUGUUACACAUUCUGGGCCCAAAAAGGCUGGCGUGAAGCAUUAUUUAGUGAAGUGGAAGGGAUUGUCCUAUCUUCACUGCACUUGGGUGCCAGAGGAGGAGUUUAAAAAGGCUUGCAAAGUCAAUCCUCGUUUGAGAAUCCGAUUAAAUAGUUUUCAAAAACAAUUGAAUUCACUGAGUGGCACUGGUGAUGAUUGGAUUGCCAUUCGCCCUGAAUGGACAACCGUAGACAGAAUCAUUGCAGCAAGGAAAAUUGGUGAUGAACGAGAAUAUUUUGUGAAAUGGAGAGAACUUCCCUAUGAUGAAUGUUCAUGGGAAUUUAAAUCAGAUAUUUCUACCUUUCAACCUCAAAUUGAAAGGUUCAAGACGAUACAGUCUAGAGGUAGCAAGAAACGUCGUAGAAAGAACAAAACUCUCAACCACGAUUCAAAUGAUCCAAUACUUAAAGAGUACGGGUUACAACCGUCUGAGGAAAAGAAUGAAUAUCAGCAUUUUGAGAAAAGGAUAGAGUUCCAGCAGUUUGAGAAAAGUCCAGAAUUUAUUUCUGGAGGGACAUUGCAUCCGUAUCAGCUUGAAGGUCUAAAUUUCCUACGCUAUUCCUGGUUUAAAAGCACUCAUGUGAUCCUUGCCGAUGAGAUGGGCCUCGGAAAAACUAUACAGAGUAUUGCUUUUCUUGCUUCUCUUCUUGAAGACAAAAUCUCUCCUCAUUUAGUGAUAGCACCACUUUCAACACUGCGGAACUGGGAGCGUGAGUUCUUAACAUGGGCUCCACAAAUGAAUGUUGUAAUGUAUUUUGGAUCGGCCCAAGCUCGUACUGUUAUAAGGAAUUAUGAAUUUUUUAUGCCCAAAGGGAAAACAAAAAAACAUAAGAAGAAGAAAUCUUUUAAAGAUGCCAAACAAAAGAAACAAGCGAAAAGAACAAAGUUUGAUGUUCUUUUAACAUCGUAUGAAAUGAUCAACAUGGAUUCAGUGUCUCUGAAAUCUAUUAACUGGCAGUGCAUGAUUGUAGACGAAGGUCACCGUCUUAAAAACAAAGAGUCUAAAUUGUUUCUUCAACUAAAACUUUUUAAUGCGAAGCACCGUGUGCUUUUAACUGGAACACCUCUUCAGAAUAACUUGGAUGAGCUUUUCAUGCUGAUGCACUUUCUUGAUGAUGGGAAGUUUCAAAGUAUUGAAGAUUUUCAGAAGGAAUUCAAAGAUAUUAAUCAAGAGGAGCAAAUUGCUAGGCUUCAUAAGCUACUUGCGCCACACCUCCUUCGACGAGUGAAGAAGGAUGUGAUGAAGGACCUGCCACCAAAAAAAGAGCUCAUUUUGCGUGUUGAUUUGAGUGCUAAACAAAAGGAGUAUUACAAAGCCAUUCUUACUCGAAAUUACCAGAUUCUUGCUCGCCGUGGUGGUCCGCAGAUAUCCCUUAUUAAUGUUGUGAUGGAACUCCGCAAGCUCUGUUGUCAUGUAUACAUGCUAGAGGGGGUGGAGCCAGAUACAGAACCGUUGAAUGCUGAUGAAGGUUUAAAGCAACUUUUGGAUUCCUCUGGGAAGAUGCAGUUGCUGGAUAAGAUGAUGAUGAAACUCAAAGAGCAGGGACACAGGGUUCUUAUAUAUUCACAGUUUCAGCAUAUGCUAGAUUUGUUGGAGGACUACUUGAGUUACAAGAAAUGGAGCUAUGAAAGGAUAGAUGGAAAGAUUGGUGGAGCAGAAAGACAGAUACGCAUAGACAGAUUCAAUGCCAAAAAUUCUACUAGAUUUUGUUUUCUUCUUUCUACUAGAGCUGGUGGACUCGGUAUAAAUCUUGCAACUGCUGACACUGUUAUUAUUUAUGAUAGUGAUUGGAAUCCUCAUGCUGAUUUGCAAGCAAUGGCUAGAGCACAUCGUUUGGGGCAAACUAAUAAGGUAAUGAUUUACCGGCUUAUCACUCGAGGGACCAUUGAAGAAAAGAUGAUGCAAAUGACAAAGAAAAAGAUGAUUUUAGAACAUCUUGUUGUUGGUCGACUCAAGACACAAACUGUUAAUCAGGGAGAGUUAGAUGACAUCAUAAGAUACGGGUCAAAGGAGCUUUUUGCUGAUGAGGGUGAUGAACCAGGAAAAACUCGCCAAAUUCACUACGAUGAUGGUGCAAUUGAAAGGUUGCUUAAUCGCGAUGAAAUUGAUGUUGAUGAGGCUUCGGUUGAUGAUGAAGAUGAUGGCUUGCUAAAAGCUUUCAAGGUUGCAAACUUCAAAUACAUCGAUGAAGUUGAAGCUGCUGCAGCAGAGGAGGAAGCUAAAAAGCAGGCUAUGGCUGAAAAUGGCUUUACCUCCAAUCCUGAUAGGGCCAAUUACUGGGAAGAACUACUUGGGGACAAACAUGAAUUGAUCCAGAUUGAAAGGUUUACUACCAUGGGCAAGGGAAAAAUCGUAAACAGGAUACUACCAGACAGGAGGUGUCUGUUGCACCUGAGGACCCCCCAUGAUACUGUUGUUACUGUUACUGCGAGUGAUACGAAGCUGAUACCUACAAACUCCAUACAAAACAAUACUGAUGGACUAUUACCUAUAAAUGAUGGUGUUCAAGCUGAUAAUCAGGAGAGCCUCGCAGCUCCACUUCUUCACUUCGUAUCCGGUGUAGCGGCAACUCAUAUUUCACAUAUUGUAGAACCUAUUGUGGGUAUUACUGUUAGUAAUCCUUCUGCUUCAAGUAAUCCUUCUGCUAAUCCUUCUGCUUCAGCUCUACCCCAUCAGAUGCCUGCUACUGAAGAGGGUGAAGCAGCUGAAACAGGCUCUGAGGAUGAGGACUAUUCUUUUGAAGAUCUGUCAGAUAAUGAUGUUGGUCUACCUGGACAAACAUCAGGAAGAAAGGGCCAGCUCUCAAGAAAAAGAUGUCGUGUCGAUUUAUCUGAACCACAUGCCCUAAUGCAAGGUGAAGGGAAGUCAUUCAGAGUUCGUGGUUUUAAUCAAAACCAAAGAGCUGCAUUUUUGCAGUUACUUAUGAGGUUUGGUUUUGGGAAAUUUGAUUGGAAGGAGUUCGUGCCUCGGCUGAAGGGCAAAAGCAUGCACGAAGUUCAUGAUUAUGGCCGGCUAUUUAUGGAGCAUCUUACUGAGGAUUUAAAUGAUUUACCCACUUUUUCAGAUGGAGUACCAAAAGAAGGUCUACGAGUAGAUGAAGUGCUGGUUAGACUUGGCACCAUUCAAUCCAUAGAAGAGAAGUUGAACUUUCUCUCAGAAAGUCCUGGCGUUCCCCUUUUUGCAGAAGACAUACAGUUAUGGUUUCCUGCUUUGAAAGGAAGAAUAUGGAGGGAAGAACAUGAUAUUUUGUUGUUGAAAGCGAUUCUAAAGCAUGGCUAUGCUAGAUGGAUAUAUAUUGUUGAGGAUAAAGAUAUUGGUCUUGCAGAGAUUGUUCGUCAAGAGUUAAAUCUUCCUGUUACAAAUGGACCUUUCGUUGGUGCGGCAAACCCAGCAACGGACAAUGCAAACACAGGAUACUCGGUAAAUGGAUCUUCAGAAAUUCCUAAGGCAAAACAAUCAAAUCCAGAUUAUUCUAUGCUUUAUCAAUUUAGGGAAGUACAGAGAAGAAUUGUGGACUUCAUACGAAAAAGAUAUCAUCUUUUGGAUAAAGCUAUAAAUGCAGAGCUACUACUAGAAAAAAAUGGUGGAGCUAAACUUUCUGAGACUGCUAAUGAUUCUGAUGUUGAUCGUAAGCCUACUGAAGUUCUUAGUCCAGAACCAACAGAGCCAAGCACUUUAUCUAAAGAAUUGCCAAUUAUGGAACCCAUUGCUCUGCAGGAAGCUGUUUGUGAUGACAACAAUGGUCGCCUUGAGAUUGUUGGACUCUAUAAUAGAUUGUGCGGGGUGAUAGAAUCCACCACGCCUGAUGCUCUCCAGGCUUAUUCUGGCAACAUUUCUGCUGCUUCAAUUUUAAACAAAAGUCUCCAACAGCUUGAAAUCAUAUAUGAAGAUGUGCAUCGAAUUCUUGCUGCAUUCGAUCGAGAUACUGCCAAUGAAAACUUGGAUGUUAAAUCGGUGAAGGGCAGCGAGACGAGUAAUGGAAGUUUGCUGAGCACGACUCAGAGCGAACCCAAACCCACGCCGCUUCCAAAGGCAGAAAACAUUCAUUCCGAAGUUGAUAAAGUGGAAGCCAUUCAUAACUCCAACAGCUCUAUACAAGAAGGGAGCAGCAACCCUCAAACUUCAGUUCCUCCAUCUUCAUCGGCUGACACGGAUGUUGAGAAGAAGGAUGGCGAUGUAGGAGAUGCAUAGCUGAUUUAGUAUUUGUAGAUGAUUUCUACAAAUUCAUUAAUGAAUCUGUUGCUUGAGGUAAAUUCAAGCAAUUCUCCCUGCAACUUACUAAGUCUAGCAUUUCAUUGGAACACUUCGGCUGGUAUUCAUUACUGUUGAAUGAUAAGGGAAAGAUUUAUAAUAUGUUUCUCAUUUGGUUAGCUUGAUAUGGGAUACAUUUAUAGUUAACAAGGAAAUGCAAAUAUUGCUUUUUUUUAUAAUAUUA